Molecule: messenger RNA, 1034 nt
Organism: Astyanax mexicanus (Mexican tetra)
Lineage: Eukaryota; Metazoa; Chordata; Actinopteri; Characiformes; Acestrorhamphidae
Gene: ppp1r3g
Product: protein phosphatase 1 regulatory subunit 3G
Exons: 1
Coding region: 137-865 (242 amino acids)
Biological process (GO): regulation of glycogen biosynthetic process
Cellular component (GO): protein phosphatase type 1 complex
Molecular function (GO): glycogen binding; protein phosphatase 1 binding
Source: RefSeq, a predicted model, not a curated record
GCGGGGCCUGUCGACCUCCUCCUGUCCGGGGGGGAGGCGUGCCCACCUCAGUGCCUGAUCCCACCCCGACCCCCUGAGCCAAACUCCACAUUCAACUCCCCUCCUGACUGCGUGCAGCCCCUCCGCACCGGCUGCGAUGUCCGUCCCGCAGAUGAACGGCGUGGACCCAGGAGAUGAAGACCCGGACCACCUGUCCGAGACGGAGCUCGAGCUCGGGCUCGUGCACGCGCGAGACCGGCGGCGCGCCAAGUCCCUUCCAGCGUACCCGGAGCAGGCGAGCGUCCUGCUGCGCGCGCUUUCGCACGGCUGCAGCAAGCGCGUGCGUUUUGCGGACGCGCUCGGCCUGAACCUGGCGAGCGUGAAGCACUUCAGCGCCGCGGAGGAGCCGCGCGUGCCCCUGCACCUGUGCGGGCUGCCGCUCGCACCUGCGCUCGCGCCAUCCGCCGCGCUCAGGGCGCACGAGGACGACGGCCAGCUGGAGGAGCGCGUACAGCGCUGCGGGCUCGCGCUCGAGAGGCUCACCGUUGGCUGCGGGCGCGUUCACGGAACCAUACGCGUGUCCGCGCACGCGGGAGCGCGUGCCACGGAGGUGGGCGUGAGGUACACGCUGGACGAGUGGCAGUCGUACGUGGACGCGCGCGCGGAGCCCGUGUCCGUGCCGGCGGCUGCUGCUGCGCUCGCGCCCGAUGGAAAGAUGUGUACGAGGUUCUCCAGGUUCUCAUUCACCGUGUGCGCGCCCCCGCGUCCCGAGUCCAACGCCGCCGUGCACUUCGCCCUGUACGUGAGAGGAGAAGGAGGAGAACUGUGGGACAACAACGAGGGACAGAACUACACACUGAGAGCAGAGCAGCUAAACAGCGUGUGAAACACUGUGAAAAGACCCCCAGGACUAGAGGACGCUUUAAAAGGGGGCUUCUCUGCACUGCAGGUUUAGUUGGGACAGUGCUGUAAGAGACUGGAAGCUUGUGGUGAAGAUCUGGACAGUUUUGGUCACACCUGAAGGAGUUUGUAAUAAAAAGUACACUUAUACAGUU